AUGGCUAAUAAAGUUAUUCAACUACAGAAAAUCUUCCAAUCGUCUACUAAACCUCUAUGGUGGAGACAUCCAAGAUCAGCGUUAUACCUAUACCCAUUUUAUGCCAUUUUUGCAGUAGCUGUUGUCACACCGCUACUAUACAUCCCAAAUGCUAUUAGAGGUAUCAAAGCCAAGAAGGCAUAG
This is a messenger RNA of Saccharomyces paradoxus, 183 nucleotides long. RefSeq names its product cytochrome c oxidase subunit VII (gene COX7). The coding region runs from base 1 to 183 and encodes 60 amino acids. Gene Ontology annotation, cellular component: mitochondrion. The record is from RefSeq and is a predicted model, not a curated record. Lineage: Eukaryota; Fungi; Ascomycota; Saccharomycetes; Saccharomycetales; Saccharomycetaceae. Gene Ontology annotation, biological process: mitochondrial electron transport, cytochrome c to oxygen. The transcript has a single exon.